Mauremys mutica (yellowpond turtle) is the source of this 2149-nucleotide messenger RNA. Its product is annotated as golgin subfamily A member 3-like. NCBI's taxonomy places the organism in Eukaryota, Metazoa, Chordata, Testudines, Geoemydidae. The coding region runs from base 1 to 1977 and encodes 658 amino acids. The record is from RefSeq and is a predicted model, not a curated record. The transcript has 4 exons.
AUGGCCAGUGGUGUUGAUUCUAAGAGAAGACUGGAGGAGUUUGAGGAUGAGAGAAAACAACUGCAGAAAAUGGCUGAUUUUGCAGUAACACUGGAACAGGUUAAAUUGAUUCUGCAUCAGCGAGAUCUGCAGUUUGAAUCUUUACAGCAAGAGCAUCUAGUGCUCAUGAAGCAGCUCACCUUAACCCAAGAAUCAUUGCACACCAAAGAGCAGUCCCUAAAUGACCUACAGACUCAAUAUGAUGAGCUGGUGGCCAGGUUAGAGGAAUUCCAGGGUGAUGUUAUUUCCAAGGAUGACACGAUCCAAUAUUUGCAGAAUGAGAAGAUUGUCCUAGAGGUAGCUCUGCAAGCAGCAAAAGCAAGCAAAGAAGAACUUGAUGAAGGAGCAAACUUCUUAGGUGAAAGUACUGAGGCAGCAUCAGAAAUCUUGGCACAAUUGAGCCAGGUGGAAAAUCUGCAACAGGAAAGUGCCAGCCUGAAGAAACAGACCCAAAAAGUAAAGGAGCAGUUCCUACAGCAAAAGGUAAUGGUGGAAGCUUAUCGAAGAGAUACAAGUUCACAGGACCAGCUGAUUAGUGAAUUGAAAUCUACAAAGAAGCGGCUGGAUUUGGAAGUGAAAGAAUUAAAACGGGAGCUACUGGAACUUCAAGGUGAAAAGCAGUCCAUUGAUGUUGAACGCUCAAGACUUCAGAAGGAAGUAUCCCAGGUUCACCAGCAGAUGGUGGAGUUAGAAAGCCACCUCCAGUCAGUGCAAAAGGAACGGGAUGACAUGGAGAUACAGCUACAGUCUUUGCAGAUUGAUAAAGAACAAAUGACAUCUCUUGCUGAGGUGAAUGAGGCAUUAAAACUACAGGUAGAACAAAUGCAAGAGGAAGCCAAAAAAGCCAUCACUGAACAGAAACAAAAAAUGAAGCGUCUGGGGUUAGAUCUGACCAGUGCACAGAAAGAAAUGAAGGCAAAACACAAAGCCUAUGAGAAUGCAGUUGGCAUUCUUAGCCGCCGGCUGCAGGAAGCCCUCAUUGCAAAGGAAUCUUUUGAACUGGAGCUGAGCAAACUAAAAGCACAAAUCGCUGAUGGAGGAAAUAACCAGGCUUCCCAUGAAAGGAUUCAAGCUUUGGAGAUAGAGCUGCAGGCUGUUAGCCACAGUAAGAUGAUGUUGGAGAAAGAGCUGCAAGAAGUAAUUUCACUCACCAGCCAGGAGCUUGAGGAGUAUAGGGAAAAGGUGAUUGAACUUGAGGAUGAGCUUCAGGAAUCUAGACGUUUCAGGAGGAAGAUGUCAGAGAUAAAACGUUUAGAAGAAAUAAACAAGAAGUUGGCUCUCGAACUGGAACAUGAACGGGGGAAGCUCACUGGUCUUGGUCAGUCUAACACUGCUUUGCGAGAGCACAGCAACAUCCCCGAAACAGUACUAGCAGAGAGAGAGGCAGACCUGGUGCAGCUGAAUUUCCGGGUUCAAGCAGUUCUAAAGCGUAAAGAGGAGGAGGAUCCGCAAAUGAGGCAACUUAUUCAAGCCUUACAGACUGCCUUAGAAAGAGAAAAGUCAAAAGUUAAUAACCUUGGGGAGCAGGUUGUGGCAGCCAGGGUGGGUGCAGCGCAUGACCGUCGUCAUUAUAGAGCUGCUGUUCUUGAGCUGAGUGAAAUUAAGAAAGAGCUACAACCCAAAGAACUGCUUGUCCAAGCCCUUCAGGCUGAAGCAGAUAAACUACAAAUAUUGGACAUCAAACACAAUACUGAGCAAAUUCUUAAAUACAGAAUGAAUAACUCUGCAUCCCGAAAGAACAUGAAGCAAUUGACGGACUCUGGUCUGGAUGAAGCCCUUUAUUGGUGGUUUAUACAGACGGGAGAGGAAGGUAUUCCUAUUAGUGGUCCUUUACUAUUUGAGAAGGCUAAGAGCUUUAAUCAAACUUUAGGAGAGGACGCAUGUUUCUCUGAUAGUCAGCGAUGGCUCAGUCAGUUUAAAAAGCCUAAUGACAUCUGACAACUGAUUAUCAGUUUUGCAUUUUUAUAAAAUUGUACUGUUUGUGAUGUCAUACGUAAACCAACUAUAUAGAGAUGGUGCCUUGUGUAACAUUAAACGGACUUUGUACAUGGUCCUUAUAAUGUUCAGGGUUAAAAAAUAAAGUGUGUAAAAAUGAUCAGUACAACUUGUU